AGUUUGUGUACUAGUUUGGAGAUUCAUAAUUCUUCCUGUUAUGGGUCAAUUAUAUAAAAUUUGAGAGAUGUAUGGGUUUAGUUGGAAAAUGAGUAUAGGGAUAAGAAGUGAGAGAAAGCAGUAGAUAAGGUUGGAUUGCAGUUUCUUGUAUUUUCCUAGUUGGUGCUAUCUACUCAUGAUUCUCCAUAGCCAAUAUAGAUAAAAAGAAGGGAAAGCCUUAGCACAGUAAUUAUUUUGUACUAAGAAUGUUAGGUUCAACAGGUGUGAGUGUAGGUUCAUUAGGCAGUUGUAUAGUGAAUGUGCCAACCCAUAAACCGACCUUGUCGCUGCCAUUGUUGGCAUCACCAAAUAAUAGUAUAGUGAAACCUUGUAUUGGAAAUAGCUGGAAAUUACGUACACCCAUGAAGACUGCCGUUGCUGCUGUUGAUUCCUCUCAACCUGCUGAAAAGAAAUUAAAAGGCUUGUCAUAUCUAUUAUAGCUAUAUUCUAAUCCCACAACAAUCUAGCGAAGGAGAGGUAGCAAAUGUCGCUUUUAGGUAAGUCCUUUUAUAUGUUUCAAGCCUUAUCUUUUGUGUUCUUCGUUCAUAUUUUUCAACAGAAAGGAGUGAACUUAAAUACACUAGCAUGACUAUCGAUAUAAUUUAACUAGUUCCGGUAAGUCACUAAUGGAAAAUGUCCACGAUCCUUUCCUUCUUUGAUCAAAAGUCAAAACUGAGCUGAUUUGAUGCCAUGAUGUGGAAGUUAAUUCCCCAUGUGCCACGGAAUGGGUUUCCAUGUAUCUGAAAUAAUAUCAAGUUACGAACUUACAAUAACCAUAUCAUGAAUGGAGCAGGAUUGCAUUUAACUGUUUUCCGGUAAAAAUCACAAUUGAAGGUUGAGUGUUCUAUGUUAUCUUAAGGCGUGGAUCAUUUUUUUUUUGAAUGAAGGCAAAAACUUCAAACAACUCCUUUGUAGGUAAGUUAUGUAGCAAAUGCCAUUCUUUUUCAUGUUCACAUUUCAUUGAUAUGUUGACUGGCGAGUAUAUAUCCUGACCUAUCAGUUUUUGUUCCAAUUAAUGUUGAAAUUUUGUUAUAUAUACAGCAAGAGACAGAAAGGAAGACAUUAUUUUCUUGUAGCAAAUGCGAAAUUCAUGCUGGAUGAAGAGGAGCAUUUCCAGGAGCAAUUGUUUGAACGUCUUCGUCUGUAUGAAGAACGCAACAAAGAGCAGGAUUUCUGGCUUGUGAUUGAGCCAAAAUUCUUGGAUAAAUUCCCUAAUAUUACCAAGAGAUUGAAGAGACCUGCAGUAGCUCUUGUCUCAACAAAUCGCCCGUGGAUCAGGUUCAUGAAGUUGAGACUGGACAGAGUUUUACAGGAGAACUAUGAAGCUGACAGUGUAGAAGAAGCUUUGGCAUGUACUUCGAUUAGUCUUGAGUUUGAAAAGCCAGAGAAGUGGGUAGCUCCAUACCCAAAGUAUGAAUCCGGGUGGUGGACACCUUUCUUACCCCCUGGAUCAAAGGUGUGAAUAGCAGUCCUUCUUACUCAAUUUUGGGAUGUCCUGUGUGGUUAACGAAGUAGGUCAUACUCUGCCUCUUUGUUAGGCAGGCAUGACAUUUAAUUUCACAAGUAUGUGAAAAGAUGAACUGUGAAGCACAGAUGUAGGCUCUAGGUAAAGGUAUAUCUAGCUUAUUGGCGAAAUAUUAUAUGACCAUUUCCUGGUUGUUGAUGCUCAAAACCUGAUUAUGAGAUCAAGGAAGUAAUUGACGAAGAACGGAACUACCUGUUAUGCUGUUAUUAGUGAAAGAUGGUCCUUCGCUUAGCAGAAAAAAUAAUGUUGUAGUAGUUCAACGCUAAGUUUAAAUGUACCUCUAUAUGUACAGGCUGACAUGAAGCCAAAAUUCUUAUGCCUCAAUCUUCAAAAAUGGUGCAUGUUGCUCAGCGCAAAAAGAUAAUGUUGUAGUAGUUUGUCAA
Lycium barbarum (goji berry) is the source of this 1947-nucleotide messenger RNA. RefSeq lists its product as uncharacterized. Bases 1055 to 1501 code for a protein of 148 amino acids. Lineage: Eukaryota; Viridiplantae; Streptophyta; Magnoliopsida; Solanales; Solanaceae. The transcript is spliced from 3 exons. The record is from RefSeq and is a predicted model, not a curated record.